CGAGCGAGCCGGGAACUUGCAACAAAUGCAGAAAUAAAAUAAUGGCUGGUAAUGAUGAGCUCUUAAAGAAUCUGCAUAGUAACUUGCAAGAACUAGACAAUCUCCGGUCUGCAUAUUUUGUGACCACAAAACGCCCCUUGGCAUCCACAGGAACAAGUACCAAAACUCUGCUUCGUGACCAACAUCAACUCUCAAGAGAGAAUAUGAACAUCCAGCAGUUUGCUCCUCGAAAGAGCAUACGCCACCGUAACCCCUACUGGCCUGAUGAGGAAAUACGGACCUUUAUUGAGAUCUGGGGUGACGACCAAGUCCAAGCCUCGUUGGCCACCAACUUCCGCAACGAGGCCCAGUACGAGUGGAUCUCCGAUCGCAUGCGGGAAUACGGCUAUGACCGGGAUAUGAAGCAGUGCCGCCUACGUGCCAAGGAGCUACGGCGAGGAUACAAGGCCAUCGUCUGUGGCAAUAACUCCUCUGUGAGCGGGCAACGUGCCCUGCCGUUCUUUGAUUCCUUGAACAGCUUUCUGUGCAUGCACAAGGGCCUUGUGGUUUCCAAAGUUUCCCUCUCUAUAGAUCGGAGGAAUCGAGAGGCACAAAACCUGGGGCUGGAGCAGGACAAGAACGAAAAACUCAGCGUGGUUCUUGUUUCUGAUGAUGAUGAGGCGUCCAUUCCGGAGCCUACCGAUGACUCCAACGGCUACUUUCAGGACACUCGGUUGGAUUCGGAUCCUGUGAAUGCACAAUCUCCAGGCGAUGAGUGGGAACAGCAUGUAGAAGAUGGUAUUCUGGCAGAUGAUGAUGUUUCACCCGAUUUCCCCAGUGCUAGAGGAGAGGGCCAUUCUGCAAAUUCAGGCCCAUCAAGCUCCUUCCCCAGGGCAUCCCUGAUCGAUGCCGAUAGAGCGAGCAACCACUGGAAUCAGAAGCAGAGGAAACCGAUGGAUGCUGCCUCGGACCUUGCGGAUGCCAUUUCGCAAGUGGGCGACAGGCUAGUGAGUGCUCUGUCCGAUUUGCACUCGAAACACAGAGAGGCCUCGGAACGUGCCCAAAGCAGGGAAAGCAGCGCGCGCAAGGAGGAAUUUGCCAUCCUUGCGAGCCACGUGGACCAAGCCACAAAGAACAUGGACAAACUCAUCACGCUCAUGGAGACCUCCACCAGACGGAUCGCAGACGCCAUGGACCGACAGACUGCUGCCUUGGAAAACAUGGCCCGCUUGUUCGCCACGAGGAUGCCAGCUUCGUUGGUGCUCCCGGGGUCUCAAGGGCAGCCUGUGCUUCCCUCCUCAAACCUCUCUGCGCCACUCCCUUCUCCAGCGACAGGGUUACCCAACACCCUGAACACUUUAAGGGCGCACCAUACUGGCGAUCUGGGAGCACCAAGACCACCAGCGCUCUCCGAGGCGGAGGAAUUUGAGCCAGAGACAAAGAAAAUAAAAACAGAAGACGACUAG
Molecule: messenger RNA, 1445 nt
Organism: Euleptes europaea (tarantolino)
Lineage: Eukaryota; Metazoa; Chordata; Lepidosauria; Squamata; Sphaerodactylidae
Exons: 3
Coding region: 42-1445 (467 amino acids)
Source: RefSeq, a predicted model, not a curated record